UGGAGGGGUUAACAACAGUGGUAUUCGUAAGACCUCCAUCAAGUUCUGCUGGCUACAGAACCUCGCUUUAUCUCUCGUUCCAAGAACACGCGUCUUGUUGAUAUCGCUCACAGAAUAUUAGUCACUAUAGAUAGGAGCUUUUGCAAUUAUUUUGUAAUUAUUCCAACAAUCUCUUUGAGAAUCUCCCACACAUCUGCUUUUGUUUCUCAGGGUGAUGCACAGAUUCCUGUAUCUUGUGUUGCUGCAAUUUGGGUUGUAUGUUCACUGCUAUUUGAUGCAUCCAAACUACAGUUAUGACCAGACGUCGAAACCCAGCAGAAAUGUAAAUCUUCCAGUGCUGGAGAGACGCCCCAUACAAGACUGGUCACUCGACGAGGCCCAGGGAUUUGUUCGAGGUCUUUCAGAGAACAGGAUGGAGAGACACGUAGAUGCCAUAUUCACUAACACUUACAGAAAAUUCCUGGGACAAAUUUCAGCGAGGCGAUACCUGCAAAACAUGAUGGGGAAACGACUAGGACGAGAUGACUUACUUUACCCAAGUAAUGGUCAGCUCAGCGAGAGGACCCUGAGAGACACACUUGAAUCACUGCUGAUGAACCUGUAA
Molecule: messenger RNA, 604 nt
Organism: Bufo gargarizans (Asiatic toad)
Lineage: Eukaryota; Metazoa; Chordata; Amphibia; Anura; Bufonidae
Gene: GHRH
Product: growth hormone releasing hormone
Exons: 4
Coding region: 215-604 (129 amino acids)
Biological process (GO): positive regulation of growth hormone secretion; positive regulation of multicellular organism growth; adenylate cyclase-activating G protein-coupled receptor signaling pathway
Cellular component (GO): perikaryon; extracellular region; terminal bouton
Molecular function (GO): peptide hormone receptor binding; neuropeptide hormone activity; growth hormone-releasing hormone receptor binding
Source: RefSeq, a predicted model, not a curated record